Molecule: messenger RNA, 2201 nt
Organism: Gopherus flavomarginatus (Mexican gopher tortoise)
Lineage: Eukaryota; Metazoa; Chordata; Testudines; Testudinidae
Gene: BRI3BP
Product: BRI3 binding protein
Exons: 3
Coding region: 44-769 (241 amino acids)
Cellular component (GO): mitochondrion
Source: RefSeq, a predicted model, not a curated record
CGGCAGCGUGCGGCGCUAGGGGCUCUCGGCCGGGCUGAGCGACAUGGCGGCGGCAGGCAGGGGGCGGCUCGUGCCCGGGCUGGCGCUGCUUCUCCUGCUGCUGCUGGGCGAGGUGGUGGGACCUGGAGCCUGGGCGGCCCGGAGCCGCGGCGCCGACAAGCAGAACAGCCUCCGCCGGGCGGCCAGCGGCAUCUACCAGGGGGUGAGCAGCCUGUUCGGCGAGGAGAACGUGCGGGCCCUGCAGAAGUUUUUCUCUAGGCUGACGGAAAGAUUUGUUUACGGUGUGGAUGUAUUAGUAGACACCUUCUGGAGAAUAUGGACUGAUGUGCUGGAUGUUCUUGGAAUUGAUGCUUCCAACCUGACUCAUUAUUUCAGCCCUGCAGCAGUUGCCAACAACCCUGCCCGUGUUCUUCUGCUGAUUGGUGCUGUUUUACUUGCUUAUUGGUUUUUGUCUGUCUUCCUUGGAUUCUUCUUCUGUCUCUUACAUAUGCUGUUUGGUCGCUUCUUCUGGAUUGUAAGAGUUGCUCUGUUUGCCCUCUCAUGUGUAUACAUCCUCCAGAAGUAUGAAGGAGAACCAGAGCAUGCAGUCUUGCCUCUGUGCUUUGUUGUAGCAGUCUACUUCAUGACUGGGCCCGUUGGAUUUUAUUGGAGGAGAAACAGCAGCAGCAGCCUUGAGGAGAAGAUUGACCAUAUUGACAGUCAAAUUAGACUUCUGAACAUACGUCUUACUAGAAUAAUGGAAAACAUGGACAGAGCCAAUGACCAAUGAAAUAAAACCUAUAGAUCACUUGACACCAGCUCACUAGAAGGUUACUAAGCACUAUCUCAUUGAAAGUUACUAAGCAACAAAAUAUCACAUGAUAAAACUGUGCAAUGUUAAAACUUUAGAUCAUGUGUUAAGAAUAAGAGUAAUUUAUCUAGACUAUACACUCAGAAACAUUACACUUGUAAAAUAAGAUAUGAGAUGUUAGCUGUAUAUUCAGAGAAUUUUAUCCAUGACUAGAAUUUUAUCAGUGAAAACGCUUACUUUUACAAGCAUUUAAAAACAUCUUUUUGUAGAGUUUUUAUAAAAGCAGAUUGAGUAGUCUAUUUAAAAUAUUGAAGCUGAGCUGAGCAUUAUGCAAAUUUGACAUGAAAAAAAAAUCUUACUCAAGCUACCAAAUGUUUUUCUUGAGAAGUAGUGAUUGUGGGUCCACAUUUUAAUUUUUUUUACAAAGUUGUGCGCAUUCUAAUUUACUGUUGUCUUAUUUCAUUAUCUGAAGUUGCCUUUCCAUAUAGUAUGAAAAAUGUUCUCAUAUUCAGGCCAAAAAAUAUCAUACCAUAGCUUUUAAUGGCAAGAAGGGAGUUAUUUCAUAAAUCAGAAGCCCUUUAAAGCCACUCCAAAAUGAAGAACCCAUAACACUCUACAGGUAUGUGUUUUUCUUUCUUAGUUGUUCAUAUUAUGGACUUUGCCAUCAGUGUUUUUUUUUUUUGGGGGGGGGGGGGUUGUUUUUUAAAGUGCAGUUUAAUAAAAUAAAAAUUGCUAUGAGGAUAAGAAAUGUAGUGUGCUGGCAAAUUUUCAGUGGCAAAGUAGUUUAUAUUUGAUCUUCACAGUAAAGCAUUUUCCACAUAGGCGUGCAUAGGAAGAAAUAGGUUUUUUUUUUUGUUUUUUUUUUUAAUCUCAGGACCCAUAUGCUUCCUCAGAACAAAAAAUGCAGCAGAUAAAAUACUUCCAAAUGUAUUGUUGCUUAAAGCUUUCUCAGGACCAAUAAGCAGCAAUAAAUCUAUCUUGAGGAAGAUCUGGAUUUUUUUCUAAAAUUUUAAGUCUUACGGGUGCUUUUUGCUUGAAGUCCGUGUCCCCGGUGGAUCUUUGGGGAGGUCAAUCACAUUAUGGAGUGUGUAUAAAAUAGGGGAUUAUUUCAAAGUGAUGUUGGAGAGCUUUGAAGCAACUUUAUUUUGGUGGGUGUAUGUAUUUGUAUCAUUAUCAGACUAUCAUUAUGACACUGACUUUGUAAGAUUUCUUGAAGUGUGUUGAGACAAAGGUAACCUCAGGGAAGAAAGUCUGAGAAAUCAUUUAACUUUUGUAAUGCAGUGCUUUCAAGGGUUUUACGGGGAUCUAUGGUGAGAGAGCAUUUAUACCAUAGCAAUGAGCACAGUUCAAAUACCCAAAUAGGUAAAAUGCACUAUCAUUAUGAAGAACCUGUUUCUAAUAUUUUUAAAAA